This is a messenger RNA of Eptesicus fuscus (big brown bat), 2001 nucleotides long. RefSeq names its product zinc finger protein 358 (gene ZNF358). NCBI's taxonomy places the organism in Eukaryota, Metazoa, Chordata, Mammalia, Chiroptera, Vespertilionidae. Gene Ontology annotation, molecular function: RNA polymerase II cis-regulatory region sequence-specific DNA binding; DNA-binding transcription factor activity. The coding region runs from base 166 to 1932 and encodes 588 amino acids. Gene Ontology annotation, biological process: regulation of transcription by RNA polymerase II. The transcript has 3 exons. The record is from RefSeq and is a predicted model, not a curated record.
CCAUCCCCGGGAGCGCCUGGCGGGGCCGCUGGGCCGAAGGGGCCGCCGGCGGGGCUUGCGGGCGGGGCGCUGGCUGCGGGCCCCCGGGGCGCCGGCGGGAGCGGCGGGCCGGGCAGGGGCGAGGGGCGCCGGGACCCAAGCUUCCCACAAGAGGAGGAGUCCAGGAUGGAGAGAGGGGCAGAGCCAUGGAGUUGGGUACUGGAGACCUCUAGUGCCAGAUCCCAUGACUUCCGUCCAGAUCCUGCCCUGGAAGCAGCCGACACCUCCACACCUGGGAUGCGGCGCUCGGUCCUGGUCAGGAAUCCAGGCCACAAAGGCCCAAGGCCUGCUUAUGAAGAGCUUGGCUCAGACUCGGAAGACCUGGACCCCAGUCCCGAAGACCCAGAGCCCGACCUGGAAGACCCCAACACUGCCUCUGAAGAUGUGGACCCCGGCUAUGAGGAUCCAGAGCCCGUCUCUGAUGAUCUGGACCCUGAUGCGGAAACUCCAGGCUCCAUCUUGGGGACCCGUGCCACGGAUCCCCAAGAUCUCGACCCCAUGUCUUCAAGUUUUGAUCUCGAUCCAGACGUCAUUGGCCCUGUGCCCCUGAUUCUUGACCCUAACAGCGACACCCUCAGUCCCCCGGAAGCCCCAGACCUGGACCCCCUCUCAUCCAGCCGUCCUGCCACCCCGGAAGGCCUGGCCACCAGCCAGGCGGUGGUGAUCCCGGCCCCUGCCAGCCCUCCCCGGCCCUUCUCCUGCCCCGAUUGUGGGCGAGCCUUCCGGCGCAGUUCGGGGCUGAGCCAGCACCGCCGCACCCACAGCGGCGAGAAGCCCUACCGCUGCCCCGACUGCGGCAAGUCGUUCAGCCAUGGCGCCACGCUGGCCCAGCACCGGGGCAUCCACACGGGCGCACGGCCCUACCAGUGCGCGGCGUGCGGCAAGGCCUUCGGCUGGCGCUCCACGCUGCUGAAGCACCGCAGCAGCCACAGCGGCGAGAAGCCCCACCACUGCCCGGUGUGCGGCAAGGCCUUCGGGCACGGCUCCCUGCUGGCGCAGCACCUACGCACGCACGGCGGCCCGCGGCCGCACAAGUGCCCGGUGUGCGCCAAGGGCUUCGGGCAGGGCUCGGCGCUGCUGAAGCACCUGCGCACGCACACGGGCGAGCGGCCCUACCCGUGCCCUCAGUGCGGCAAGGCCUUCGGGCAGAGCUCGGCGCUGCUGCAGCACCAGCGCACGCACACGGCCGAGCGCCCCUACCGCUGUCCCCACUGCGGCAAGGCUUUUGGCCAGAGCUCCAACCUGCAGCAUCACCUGCGCAUCCACACUGGCGAGCGGCCUUAUGCCUGUCCCCACUGCUCCAAGGCCUUCGGGCAGAGCUCCGCGCUGCUGCAGCACUUGCACGUGCAUUCCGGAGAGCGCCCCUACCGCUGCCAGCUCUGCGGCAAGGCCUUCGGCCAAGCUUCCAGCCUCACCAAGCACAAGAGGGUGCACGAGGGCGCGGCUGCGGCGGCUGCGGCGGCUGCGGCAGCCACAGCUGCUGCCGCUGGCCUGGGCCUUAGCCCUGCUUCCAUGUUGCGGCCUGGGCAGGCCUCCCUCCUGGGCUCAGAUGCUGCCUCUGUGCUUGGUUCUGGCCUGGGCACGGACCCAUGCUCUGUGCUGGGCUCCCUCCCCGAUCCCAGCCCCAAACCUGGCCCUGGCUCUGGAUCUACCCUCACCCCUGAUCCUGUCAAGUCCUCUGACGCUAAGCCCGGUCAUGAUGCCAAUCCUGACCUUGUGGCCAGCCCUGACCACGGAUCUGGUCACAGCUCGGACCCAGAUCCUGUGCCCAGCCCCAACCCUGAGUCCCGCCCUGACCCCAGCUCUCCCACCCACGACAGCUCAGCCCUCCCUACCUGUGAGAAUCCCGAAAGGGUGGAGGAGCGAGGGGCACUGCUGGGGCCUGACGGCUGAAAGGGAUGCCAGCCCCCGUGGAGGCCUGGAGAAGUUGUGUUGUGCAGUUAGUAAAAUCCUCCCACUGCC